Aptenodytes forsteri (emperor penguin) is the source of this 543-nucleotide messenger RNA. It is a transcript of the gene ARHGDIG, whose product is annotated as Rho GDP dissociation inhibitor gamma. The record is from RefSeq and is a predicted model, not a curated record. Gene Ontology annotation, molecular function: protein binding; Rho GDP-dissociation inhibitor activity. The coding region runs from base 67 to 543 and encodes 158 amino acids. NCBI's taxonomy places the organism in Eukaryota, Metazoa, Chordata, Aves, Sphenisciformes, Spheniscidae. Gene Ontology annotation, cellular component: cytoplasm; cytosol; membrane. Gene Ontology annotation, biological process: Rho protein signal transduction. The transcript has 4 exons.
GGGGGGGUGUCCCCUGGGGUGUCCCCGGGGUGGUGGGACUGCCACUGCCUGUCCCCCGCAGACAUCAUGGCUGACAAGGAGGGGGUGACGCUGUCGCUAGAGGAGGAGGAGGAUGCCGACGUGGCCCUGGCGUACAAGACGCCAGAGAAGAAGAGCCUGCGGGAGAUCCAGGAGCUGGACCCAGGGGAUGAGAGCCUGCGGAAGUACAAGCAGGCGCUGCUGGGUGCCAUCCCUGCUGCUGUGGAUGCCAGCGUGCCCAACGUGCAGGUGACAAAGCUCACCCUGAUGUGCGAGCAGGCACCAGGGCCCAUCACCAUGGACUUGACAGGAGACCUGGAGAUGCUGCGGGGCCGGGCCUUUGUGCUGAAGGAGGGGGUGGACUACAGGGUGAAGGUGUCCUUCAAGGUGAGAUGGGUGCAUGGUGCCCGGGGUCCCUGGAGGUCCCUGCCCCUCCCAUGGGUCCCUGCCACCCUUGAUCCUGCUCAGUGCCCAAUCCUGCCCAAGAAGCUCGAUCCUGGGGGGGGGUGCAGGAUGGAGCUUUAG